Messenger RNA from Strongylocentrotus purpuratus (purple sea urchin), 2326 nucleotides. Its product is annotated as myosin light chain 3, skeletal muscle isoform. Gene Ontology annotation, molecular function: calcium ion binding. Gene Ontology annotation, cellular component: myosin II complex. NCBI's taxonomy places the organism in Eukaryota, Metazoa, Echinodermata, Echinoidea, Camarodonta, Strongylocentrotidae. The transcript has 6 exons. The record is from RefSeq and is a predicted model, not a curated record. Bases 129 to 590 code for a protein of 153 amino acids.
AUUUCGUAUACCCAUAUACCUUGACUAUUUGGUCGAUUCGUUUCUUUACGGGUUUGGCAGCAUCAGACAAAGCACAGCAUCCUUUCUGACUUCUUCUCGGAAUAAGAGCAGACACAAAACUUUCCAAAAUGAAUCCCAAAUUCUCAGACGCCAACAUGCAGGAGUACAAGGACACCUUCAUGAUGUGGGACAGGAAAGGUGACAGCAAGAUUGCUGUGCCCCACAUUGGUCACGUGAUGAGGUCGUUGCUGUGGAACCCGACAGAGAAGGCCAUCAAGAAGGUCAUCGGCCCCGACCGUGAUGAGUACGAUCGCGUCGACUGGGAGACCUUCUUACCCAUGAUGAAGGAUGUCACAGCGGGGAAGUUCGGUAACGAGAAUGACUUCGUUGAGGGUUUGAAAGUAUUCGACAAGGACAACAGCUCCACUGUCAACUGCGGAGAAAUCCGUCACGUACUCUCGACGCUAGGAGAGAGGUUGGAAGAAGCUGAGGUUGAUGUAAUCAUCAAGGGAAUGGAAGACAAGAAGGGAAUGAUCCAAAUCGACGAUAUUGUCAAGAAAAUGAUGACCAACGUAAUGGAGGGGUAUUAACCGAGUUGAAAUCACGUUCAUGGACGAGACGUUGAACUCAUCAAUAUCGUCAUUGUCAGUUUUGGGGGCGUAACGACCGAUUCCAUCAAUCCGCCAUCUUCUUUCUCACUAUCAUCACCACCUCCAUCACCACCACCACCACCACCAUUAUCAUCAACUUCAUAUUCUUCAGAUGUUAUCCGAUUCACAGCGUCCAUGGAGAAUGGGGACGUCGUUUUUCAUCAUGAUCAUUUUCAUUUCAAGCCGUUUAAUUCUCUCCGCUGUUCGUUCAUCAUGCCUGAGUUUCAGAAUCCGAGUUGAUGGAAUAAGUACAAGCUUUGAUCCUAUAACUCAUUAUUAUGUCAACAGUGGUAUAGGUGUAUCAUAAGAGAUAUGAUUCAGAAGCGUACCAGUAUUUUUAAAUCAUUCAUUUGCUCGAUUCCAAGAUCCCCCGUUUUGUCAUCUUUUUCAUCAUUUCAUGAUAAACAUCCAUCGAUGCUGCUCUUGAUGUGUUUCAUAAAGCGUUCAUUUGAUGAGCUUCCGAUAUGCCCACAUCGAUUUUGCUUGUUCACCGAUUGUGGUUUAUCACAUCCUUUCAAGAAAUCAUUGCAUUCUGGGGCCGAAAGCGAUGUUUCAUGCCAUUUCAAGAAUGACCCGUCAUAAAUUCAUAUUCAUUUUUCAUAUUGUACAUUGAUUUUAAUUUAUCGAACCUUUGGUGUCAAUAUCUUUUUCUCUUUGACUUUUAUUUCCUCCUCGUGGACAGCAUUUGUGAAGAAAAUAAUGUACGAUCUUCUGGCCGAGUGUUACUAGCUGGAAUGGCAGGGUAAGGGGAGGGGGAUGAAACAUCAAGUUGGUAUUUCCUCGGAGAACACAUCGGAUAUUUUUCUUAUUUUUGAUUGCCGUACCAAGAUGAAUUAGGACAGGUCAGCGGGACAUUGGUUUACAUCUAGCUUCCAUUUCGUUAUCACAACCGUUUUUAUUGGGUUUAUAUUUCUUCUGUUGAUUGUGUGCUAUUCAAGACUUUGAAAGGGUGUUGAAAGUUACUGGAGGUAUAUACAUGACUGCCGUAUGUUUCUAUCAGAACGAAAACCCAAAUAAUUGUGAAAACAACAAGAACAGGACAUCAGUUCUGUGGUAGGAGUUCAAAAUUAAAACGUCGCAGCUUGUUGAAGAAUGAUAAAACAACUGGGGAGGGGGGAUAGUCGAACCAAUUUUGUUUUUCUUUAGACAAAAGCAUUAGUUGAUGUUUGUAUGUUUGUGUACAAUAAGAGUGGUAUUUUAUAUGUUACUUCUAUGUUAUCAACGUUUUAUAUAUAUGUAGGCUUCAUUUUCCAACUUGGAAAACAAAAGAAACUUCGUAUGAGCAAUUCUUGGGUGAAAUAUAUAUGUAUCUCACUAUCAUAUACCCUGCAGAUAAUAUUCAUUACAAGCAGACAUGUUAGUAUGUUGUGUUUAUAAAAGAGUGCAAUACCAGAUUAGUUAUGAUACAUUGUUUAAAUGAAGACAACUGUUUAGAAUACAGUCAUACAAAAAUAAGGACAAAAGAGACCAUUUUGUCGAUUUACACAACAGCUUUAGAAAGAAAAAAAAAUGCUUUGUGUUUUUAUUGUAUUUGCUCUUUCUGUACACAUUGUAGAAUUUUGCUUGUUUUAUCUUUUCACCGUUUACAUGUAUAAACUUGUAUAAACUUGUUGCCAAUUUGUUAUGGUGAUUUUGCUACAAAUUAAAAAUAUGUGGCAAAUUUUCUGAAGUGUAAA